This is a messenger RNA of Haemonchus placei, 660 nucleotides long. The record is from the annotation of a GenBank genome assembly. Lineage: Eukaryota; Metazoa; Nematoda; Chromadorea; Rhabditida; Trichostrongylidae.
AUGGGAUCGUGCCAAAGCCAAGAAAACCAAGAAAUGGCUGCUCGGAACAAAGCCAUUGAAAAGCAGCUCAAUCAGGAUAAACGAGCAGGAUCCAGCAUCGUCAAACUACUGUUACUUGGUGCUGGUGAAUGUGGCAAGUCUACAGUAUUAAAACAAAUGCAAAUUCUACACAGCAAUGGAUUUACAGAAGAAGAGAUUAAUGAAAAGAAAGCAAUUGUAUACAACAAUGUUGUCUCGUCAAUGUGUACAAUUCUCAAGGCAAUGGAUAAUGUGCUUCACAUUCCUUUGGAGGAUAGCGAAAAAGAGAAGGAGAAGGCUAUCGUUUUGCGGGUGCAAGAGAAUGGAGAAGAAUCGGAGCCGCUAACUGAUGAGGUUUCGAAAGCCAUUCAAUCUCUUUGCUUUCUGGAUUCUUGCUCUCGGAUUAGCGAGGCAGGCUAUAGGCCAUCGGAACAGGAUAUCCUCUAUUCAAGAGUCGCUACCACUGGUGUAGUUGAAGUGAAGUUCAAAAUCAAGGAACUUGAUUUCAGGUAUAACCUAAUUUGUACUUUCAUGACUAAUUACUCGUUACUUGAGUCAAUCUGGACUACUGUCUCAGUUGAUUUUUUCCCUUCAUUGCGAAACAAUGAAAUGGCGUCGUUUUCGCUUAGCAACCGCUGGUAA